Messenger RNA from Ciona intestinalis (vase tunicate), 2155 nucleotides. The record is from RefSeq and is a predicted model, not a curated record. Lineage: Eukaryota; Metazoa; Chordata; Ascidiacea; Phlebobranchia; Cionidae.
UUUUCAAUUACACCGAUAUGAAACAUAGGUAAUCAACGUCCUUGGGGAUGUCUCCCUUUGUGGGAGUGUGUGUUUAAUAUAAAUAUGCUGUUGUUUCAGAUCUUGUUAUUGUGCUUAGAUUGAUGUAGCCAUGCUUUGUUUAUUUAACUACAAAGUUUAUGUUUUUUAUAUCUGCGCGUUUGUAUUGACGAAGAACGUAAAGGCGACAAAGGUGAUAUCAAAUUUAAAUUGGAUUUGCGAAGACUCUGCUCCAUGCGUUCGUGCGGUUCAUCCGCACGGGGGCGUAGCGGAGGUGGCAGCUGGCACAGAACGUUACAGCCUCCUCAUAAGCGUGCACAGGCGCCAGACAGCGGAAGAAGAAGUUAUGGAAGGAUGGGUAAACUCUAACGGGGAACCGACAUGGAAUGUAGACGUUAGGUGGUUCAGACUGCUUGAAACAAGAAUGAGAGUUGCCCUUCCAACUUGCAGAAAUAAGCUCUCCUGUGACGUCAGAUUGCUUGAUGCGAAUGACAUCGAGACGGAAGAAGCGCCCGAUCAUGUGUAUUCACAUUUUCUUGUUGAAGUUCGGUUUGAUGGACACCCAUCUACAACCAAAAUGCAACUUGUUGUUCGAAAGAACUUGAAUAAAUUUAACAACGACCUUCGCAGCAGUUUUAACCAUGACGACUUUGACAGCUUGUUAACAGUAAACGAGGCAAACGGCCAAGCUAAAGGAAACGGAGCAGCAGAUAGAAAUAUGAACUCAGGUGUUUAUGUUGACAACGAUGGUGUAUUCAGACCGCUUCACUUGCCUAAUGCAGAGAAUACAAAAGUAUCCGACGCCGUACAUAAUCCAGAAGUGCGAAACCAUCCGCAGUAUGGUGUCCUCUUCCCAUCAAAUGGAGAAAAAGACGAAAAAAAUGCCGGGGAGGGAAAAUUCAACACACAAAGCGACCAACACCAAGAUUAUACAAAUAUCAUCGAGUGGAACGGACCGAGACAUGGCAGCAACGACACCGGAGAAGAUGGUCAAGAUUUUGAUGACAACUACGACUCAUGGUCAUGGGACAACCCAGAUUAUCAGAAAGUUAAUGAUCCAGAUUUAAGCUCUGCAAGUAAUAUCACUGUUUGGAACCAGAUAACACAUUUUCUAACAAAACCUGCUGGCAUCGUUAUCAUCAUUCUUGUCAAUUCAGCUUGCUUAGCGGCGAUGGGAACUGGUUGCUACGUUAGAAGAAAACGAAAAAGGCGCGAAAAAGCAGUAGAACGUCCAGCAGGUCCCUCAGUCAAAAUAGGCAGAAAAUCACCACGGAAACGUCGUUUUUUCUGGUGGUUAUUUAGGUCGAAGCCUUACAACUACCAACCUGUUCCAAGUCAAGGAAUUUUUAGCAAGAAGGAGAGAAACAGUUACUCGACUUUACUCUCCGAUUCGGAAGACGACGAUUAUAACUCAACGGUGAGGGAUCGUUCGUUUGAGGAAUUAAAAAAUACUUCAAAGGAAAUGUCAGAUCGGGCAACAAAGGCUUUCAUAUCUGCCAAGCGACGAGGUUCAGUAUUUGGUGAGAAAGUCGCCAGAUUUGCCACCAAAAUUCUCAGUUGUUUCACUCAACUUUUUCUCUUCCUUCGUAACUAUAUUCUCAAAUGCUGUGCCGGACGUCAGGACACUACUUCCACCAGUGAUUAUAGUGACGAAAGUGGUCCAGACGGCGGGUCUCCACCUUUAAAAGUAGUUCCACCAUCAUCAGGCGGAGGGAACUCUUUUUCCCCAACAACCGACAUCAGCGGACGAUUUCCUACAUCCUCUUACGAAAAAACCACAAACAGUAAAAAUGACGAAUAUCUUGAAAACAGGAGUGAGCAUAAUACAUACCACACACCACACCCACGAUGCGGGUUACAUUGUGUUCAAAACAACAACACAAAUAUCAUAAAAUCCGAAACUUCUCCGUGUAAUCCGAAAUCUUCCGACGAAUCUUCUGUCGCGUCCGGAGAUUGCAGACCCGCAACUUCUUCCACUUCUGUGACGUCAUUUAGCUCAGGUGUGUCGUCAUCAAAGCAAACGAGUCCACCAACUCAGAAGAACAUGAGCGUUGGGGAUGCCUCAACAAAUCAAAGCAGGUAACAUAAAAUAUUCAUAUACUUUUUUAUCUGCAUAUUAAAUGAUAGUAUAAGUUUU